Messenger RNA from Dromiciops gliroides (monito del monte), 1301 nucleotides. RefSeq names its product elongator acetyltransferase complex subunit 6 (gene ELP6). Gene Ontology annotation, cellular component: elongator holoenzyme complex. The transcript is spliced from 7 exons. The record is from RefSeq and is a predicted model, not a curated record. The coding region runs from base 127 to 933 and encodes 268 amino acids. Gene Ontology annotation, biological process: tRNA wobble uridine modification. NCBI's taxonomy places the organism in Eukaryota, Metazoa, Chordata, Mammalia, Microbiotheria, Microbiotheriidae.
UGCGAGGAGGGUGAAGGCGUGUGUUCAGGCCUUGUUUCUGGACGUCUCUUGAGGUCUCUUGAGGCCUCUGCAGCUUCUCUACCCUACACACUUAGGGCUUGCCCACUUUCACCGCCAAGGCUCGGGAUGUUCCCUGAGCUUAAUAACUUGCUGAAUGUCAGCCCUGAAAAGCCAGAGCAGGGGACAUUUACUCUACUCUGCGAUGCCAAGACAGACGGAAGCUUCCUUGUGCAUCACUUUCUCUCCUUUUACCUCAAAGCUAACUGUAAGGUUUGCUUUGUGGCCUUUCUGCAGUCCUUCAGUCACUAUAAUAUUGUAGGUCAGAAGCUGGGAGUCAGUCUGAUUGCUGCCCGAGAUCGGGGACAGCUGGUAUUCCUUGAAGGCCUGAAGUCCGCUGUUGAAGUUCUCUUUGGGUCAGAGGAACAGCCAAAUACCCUCAAGAUUAUCAGGGAGUCUGGCUCUGAUCUGAAGUCCUUGUAUGAGUUGGUGCAGAAAGCUCUGAUUCCCUCAGGUGAUGGGGAUGGUGACAUUGCUUCGUGGAAGUUCCCGGUGCUUUUGGUGGAUGAUCUGAGUGUCCUGCUCAGUUUGGGAGUUCAAGCAGUGACUAUUCUGGACUUCAUCCAGUACUGUAGACUCACUGUCUGCUGCCAGUUGAAGGGAAAUGUGGUAGCUUUGGUGCAUGACAGUGACAAGACAGAGGAUGAAGAGAAUGCAUUGCUGGUGAAUGCUCUUGGUCACCAAAGCAGCUUGAUCCUCCGAGCUGAGGGACUGGUCACUGGAUUCUGCAAAGAUGUUCAUGGGCAGUUGAAAAUCCUGCGGAGGGGAUCGCAGCAGCUGAAGGUUGAGCAGACUCGUAGCCUCAUUUACCAAUACAAAAUACAGGACAAGAGUGUGACCUUCUUUGCUAAAGGACUGUCUCCUGCUGUGCUGUGAUGUGAUCUUUAGACUGUGACAUGACGACUCUUCUCAGACUUGAGAGAAAAGGCCAUGUGAGAAAUGGACCUUUCCCAGCUUUGGCUCAAACUAGUCAGACAAGCAUGGCUACUUGCAGACGUGGCUCCUGUAGUCAAAGCCCAGGGCAGGACCACUGUAUAUGUUUCCUGCUUCUCUGAUCCACCACUAUUCUCCAUAGGCAGACCAAGAACAAAUGUAGAAAGCCCUGAAGAAAUAGGGGUCCCAUUGACUCACUGUGGAAAACCGAGCCUAGAUUCUAGUCUUGGGCUUUGGAUACAAACAUACUACACAAUGGGCUGAUCUUGUUGGUGGAUGUGUGUAAUUUCUUUAAUAAAACUUUAAAUAAA